AUGCGAGUCUCUCGCCGGGCCAAGCAUCGCCAAGCAACCGUUUCUCUCCGCAACAAGCUCCGGGGGGAAGAGAAGAAGGAAAAGUAUGCGUCCCCCGUUGUGUUUCUUGGCAGUGGCCCUGCCCACCGUGUUGGCCCAGCUGAGCGGCCGGGUCGGCCCCACGACCAGCACGGCCAGCAAGCGUGCCAAGGUCUGCGAUGUAACCAAGUACGGCGCCACGGCUUCCAAGACGGCGGACAUCGGGCCGGCGAUCGUGUCGGCAUUUGCGGCGUGCAAGAGCGGAGGGACGGUUCGUCCAGCGGAAACAUGAUAUACAUCGAAAAGACCAAGAACUUUGAGUUCUACAGCAGCACUUCGAAGGGAGCCAUUCAAGGAAACGGCUACGAGGUUCACAGAGGUAUAUCAAAUCAAUUCUGCGAUUUAGACAAGGCUGGCGGACUAAAUGAGACCAAAGCUGGCAAAUAUGGCGCUCGCAUCCUAAGGAUCAGCCGUGCGCAGGACUUCUCGCUGCAUGACAUUGCUCUUGUCGAUGCACCCCAAUUUCACCUAUUCUUCGAGCAGUGUACUAAUGGCGAGGUAUACAACACCAUCAUCCGCGGAGGCAACGAAGGAGGACUUGACGGUAUCGACGUGUCCGGCUCCAACAUAUGGAUUCACGACGUCGAGGUAUCCAACAGGGACGAGUGUGUCACGAUCAAGAAUACUGCCAACCAUAUGUUGAUCGAGAACAUUUACUGCAAUUGGUCUGGGGGAUGCGCCAUGGGCAGUCUCGGCACAGGUAUUGACAUCUACAACAUUAUCUAUGACAAGGUCUACACCGUCAACAGCAACCAGAUGUUCAUGAUCAAGUCCAACGGGGGGUCAGGCACCGUCCGCGACUGCGCCUUCACCAACUUCAUCGGGCACAAGAACGCGUACUCCCUCAACAUCGACGCGCACUGGACCCAGCUCAAGCUGCAGCCGGGCAGCGGCGUGCAGUACGAGAACCUCAACUUCACAAAUUGGAAGGGCUCGUGCUCCGACGGCGCCCGCAGAGGACCCAUCAACGUGAUCUGUCCGGACGCACAACCGUGCCACGGCAUCACGAUCAGCGACUUUGCCAUCUGGACCGAGUCUGGCUCGAGGGAGUACUACAAAUGCGGGAGCGCCUUUGGCAGUGGUGGGUGCUUGAGACCGGGGGCGGCAUCAUCGUAUGCUGUAUCGACCAGCACCGUUGGUGCCACACCGGCUGGGUGGUCUGCGCCCACUAUGGCGGCAGAUCUCGCGACGCUUCCUUUGACAAACAGCAUCCCGAUUCCACCCAUCCCAACAAGCUUCUUUCCAGGAGCUACACCCUACAGCAAGCUUUUGGGAGGAUGA
Messenger RNA from Thyridium curvatum, 1359 nucleotides. RefSeq lists its product as uncharacterized. The record is from RefSeq and is a predicted model, not a curated record. Gene Ontology annotation, molecular function: polygalacturonase activity. Gene Ontology annotation, biological process: carbohydrate metabolic process. The coding region runs from base 1 to 1359 and encodes 452 amino acids. The transcript has 5 exons. Lineage: Eukaryota; Fungi; Ascomycota; Sordariomycetes; Thyridiales; Thyridiaceae.